AGAAACCGUAAAGACCUCAGACAGAUUACUUCUCCCUCAGCCCAGCCCAAGUAGCCGACUAUUCUGGCGAAGUUCUCUUCAAGAAGGCAUGGGGCUCUCUGAGGAAAAGCACAUUUUCUUCUUUGUAUUACUGGUUAUUAUAGGGACGCAUCAGUGGGUGCAGGCACAGCACUGUGUGUGGUAUGGAGAGUGUGGGGUGUCCCCCAAUAACCCGGAGAAGAACUACAACUGUAAUUACACCGGUCCCCCCAAGCCCCUAAAUGACUCCGAGGGAUCUCAGCUGCUGAAGGAGUUGUGUCCAGGUUUUGACUACGGGGACCAGUCUCUGUGCUGUGAUGUUCAGCAGCUGCGGACGUUAAAGAACAGCCUGCAGGUCCCUCUGCAGUUCCUGUCCAGGUGUCCAGCAUGUUUCCAAAAUCUGAUGAACCUGUUCUGUGAGCUCACAUGUAGUCCAAGACAGAGUGACUUCCUCAAAGGCACCAGUUUCAGUCCCUUCCAAAAUGAGACCAAUGUUGUUGAGGUCACUUACUACAUCAACCAGACCUUUGCCACUGCUAUGUACAAUGCGUGUCGGGACGUGCAGGCUCCCUCCAGCAACGUGAAGGCCCUGUCCAUACUGUGUGGGAGGGAUGCGAGCGAGUGCACCCCAAACAACUGGAUCGGGUACAUGUUCGACAUCAACAACGGACAAACUCCCUUUGCCAUCGACCCGGUCUUCGCAGGCGCAGAGGGCGUGACCCCCAUGAACAACCAGACGUUCGCCUGCACCGAGGGCCUGGACGACGGCUCGGGGCCCUGCUCCUGCCAGGACUGCAGCCCGGCCUGCGGCCCCACGCCCGUGCCCCCGCCGCUGCCCCCGCCCUGGACCAUCCUGGGCAAGGACGCCAUGGACGUCAUCAUGGGCAUCUCCUACGCCGUCUUCAUCGUGCUCUUCAUGGGAGGUGUGCUGGGAGCCUGGUGCUACAGGAAAAGGACCAUCAUGUCUGAGUAUGGCCCCAUCCUCGACAGCAACAAUCCUCGUUCGCUAAAUGGCGAUGUUGGGGACUCUGCGUCGGAGGUGUCCUGCUGCGAGGCGCUGGGCGAGCGCUUCGAGGACGCGCUGCGCCGGGCCUUCACGAGCUGGGGCUCGUACUGCGUCCGCAAGCCGCUGCCGGUGGUCCUGUCCAGCCUGGUGCUGGUGGCGGCCUGCUCGGCCGGCCUGUGCUACAUGCGCAUCACCACCGACCCCGUGGAGCUGUGGUCGUCGCCCGGCAGCGCGGCCCACCAGGAGAAGGACUACUUCGACACGCACUUCGGGCCCUUCUUCCGCACCGAGCAGCUCAUCAUCACCACGCCGACGCUGCAGCCCGGCGAGCCCUGGGAGCCCACGCAGGGAGACAACGUGCCGUUUGGAGCGCCCCUGCGCAAGGACGUGCUCCACCAGGUGCUUGACUUCCAGACAGGCAUCGAGAACCUGGAAGCGCCCUUUGGCAAUGAGACGGUGACCCUGAAGGACAUCUGCCUGUCCCCGCUGGCUCCCUACAACAGCAACUGCACCAUCCUGAGCGUGCUCAACUACUACCAGAACAGCCACGACGUGCUGGACCACGAGUUCAGGGACGAGUUCUACAUCUACGCCGACUACCACAGCCACUUCCUCUACUGCAUCAGUUCCCCAACCUCCUUGAACGACACCAAUCGGCCCCAUGACCCUUGUCUGGGCACCUAUGGGGGGCCUGUGUUUCCCUGGCUGGUCCUGGGAGGCUAUGACGCCAACAACUACAACAACGCCACAGCCCUGGUCAUCACCUUCCCUGUGAACAACUACCACAACGACUCUGUGAAGCUGCAGAAGGCCUGGGCCUGGGAGCAAGAGUUCAUCCGCUACGUUCAGAGCUACUCCAACCCCAACCUGACCAUCGCCUACAACUCGGAGAGCAGCAUCGAGCGGGAGAUUGAGCGCGAGAGCAACAGCGACAUCAGCACCAUCGUGCUCAGCUACGCCAUCAUGUUCAUCUACAUCUCGCUGGCCCUGGGCCACAUCAACAGCUGCCGACGCCUGCUGGUGGACUCCAAGAUCUCGCUGGGCAUCGCGGGCAUCCUGAUCGUGCUGAGCUCGGUGGCCUGCUCGCUGGGCAUCUUCAGCUACGCCGGCGUGCCGCUCACCCUCAUCGUCAUCGAGGUCAUCCCUUUCCUCGUGCUCGCCGUCGGAGUGGACAACAUCUUCAUCCUCGUGCAGACCUACCAGAGGGACGAGCGCAUGCCUCAGGAGGAGCGGCACCAGCAGAUCGGCCGUAUCCUGGGAGACGUGGCCCCCAGCAUGCUCCUGUCCUCCUUCUCCGAGACCGUGGCCUUCUUCCUGGGGGCCCUGUCCAGCAUGCCGGCCGUGCGCACGUUCUCCAUGUUCGCCGGCCUGGCCAUCCUCAUCGACUUCCUGCUGCAGAUCAGCUGCUUCGUCAGCCUGCUGGGCCUGGAUGUCAAGAGGCAGGAGAGUAACCGACUGGACAUCCUGUGCUGCGCCACACUGUCAGAGGGGCAGGAGGACCGAACCGACGGCGUCCUCUUCAGCUUCUUCAAGAAGGUCUAUGCCCCAUUCGUCCUCAAGGAGUGGGUGCGGGCCCUGGUGAUGGCUCUGUUUGUGGGCGUCUUCUCCUUCAGCAUAGCAGCUAUUAAUAAAGUGGAGAUCGGACUGGACCAAACCCUGUCCAUGCCUGACGACUCCUACGUGCUGAACUACUUUGGGAACCUGACGGCGUACCUGCACACCGGGCCGCCCGUGUACUUUGUGGUGGAGGAGGGCCACGACUACCGCAGCGCGGCGGGCCAGAACAGCGUGUGCGGCGGCGUGGGCUGCAACAACGACUCCCUGAUCCAGCAGGUCUACACCGCCUCCCUCAUCAGCAACUACACAAAGAUCGGCUUCACGCCCUCCUCCUGGCUAGACGACUACUUUGAUUGGGUGAAGCCGCAGUCCGGCUGCUGCAGAUACUACAACUCCUCGGGGGGCUUUUGCAACGCCUCAGUGGUGGAUCCGCAGUGUAUGUCCUGCCGGCCGAUGACGCCAAGUGGCAAACAGAGACCCACCGGGGACGACUUCAUGAGGUUCCUGCCCAUGUUCCUGUCUGACAAUCCCAACAUCAAGUGUGGCAAAGGCGGUCACGCAGCCUACGGCACAGCGGUGGACCUGAUUGGAAACGAGACGGUGGGCGCCACCUACUUCAUGACGUACCACACCAUCCUGACCAGCUCGCCGGACUUCAUCAGCGCCAUGAAGAUGGCCCGCGCCCUGGCCGACAACAUCACCCGCACUAUGGGCCUGGAGGGCAAGGGCUACCGAGUGUUCCCCUACAGUGUGUUCUACGUCUUCUACGAGCAGUACCUCACCAUCGUCUAUGACACAGCCCUCAACCUGAGUGUGUCGCUGGCGGCCAUCUUUGUGGUGUCCACCGUGCUGCUGGGCUUCGAGCUGUGGUCGGCCUUCCUGGUGUCCCUCACCAUCGCCAUGAUCCUGGUCAACAUGUUCGGGGUCAUGUGGCUGUGGGGCAUCAGCCUGAACGCCGUCUCCCUGGUCAACCUGGUCAUGAGCUGUGGCAUCUCUGUGGAGUUCUGCAGCCAUAUCGUGCGGGCGUUCUCCAUCAGCACCAAGAGCACGAGGGUGGAGCGGGCAGAGGAGGCGCUGGCGCACAUGGGCAGCUCGGUGUUCAGCGGCAUCACGCUGACCAAGUUCGGGGGCAUCCUGAUCCUGGCCCUGUCCAAGUCUCAGAUCUUCCAGGUGUUCUACUUCCGCAUGUUCCUGGCCAUCGUGCUGCUGGGUGCCACCCACGGCCUCCUCUUCCUACCUGUGCUGCUCAGCUACGCAGGCCCAUCGGUCAAUAAAGCCAAGGUCAUGGCGGCACAAAAACGAGUCGUGGGCACAGAACGAGAACGACUACUUAACUUCUAACCUCCUUUGUCAUGACACUAACAUGACUUCAGACUGAAAAAGCAGCAUUGAUCACGGAGUACACACACACAUACACGUGCUUAUUUACGGUCAACAGGGACUCUGUGUAAAGUUGGGCAUUUUUGGUGUGUGAAGUUUUUUUUCCCUCCCACCUCCCUUCUGGAUCCUAACAAAGGGGACUUACUGAAAGCAGGGGGACUCGGGAGGCUCCCCGGUCUGAACUGAAGACGAAAAGUUCAACGGUUUCCUGGAGAGGAUGAAAUAUCAACUAACCCAAGAUUUCACCUAAUAGUGUUUUUGUUUUGAAGAACGGGAAAUGUUUAUGCGACAUAAACUUAUAAUCCCUAAAUGUAUAUGUUUUCUAUUUAUCUGAGAAAUGCUUUUUCUUUGUGUUUGAGACAUGUAAUAAUGCAGACAAAACAUGUAAAAAUCUUGAAUUCAUCAUGAACAAUCAAAAUGGGAGAUAUUAAAGUGAGUACCUUUUUAUAAAGGUCGACACUUUGUUGUCCUAUCGGUUAAGAAUCUAAGUCGGGGCCUGAGAGUGAACAGCCCAUUAAAACCAUUAUGUCAGAUAUUUUCCUGAACCAUUUCAGACUGGCUAAGCUGAAGCGUUAUGUGGUCGUUGUUUUUUAGAUCAAGCAAAAAUACUCAGUGGGCCUGGCUAUGGUUUGUUUGUUUGUUUGUUUGUGUUUUUGUUUAUUUAAACUGUGGUUACAUUCCAGGAAACCAAUCUUUUUAAUUCCUUGAAAUCUCAGUUGAGACAAAUGAAAGUAGGCGUACAGAGAGAGAUGACUAAGGCGAUGAGUUAGACCCGCUUAGUUUGUCUUCAUUUUCUGUCUGUGGCCUCAUAUCUGUUCACUCAGUCAGUGGAAGUCUGCAGGAACUAAUGCAGGAACUAAUGUUUCAGAGGAUCUAGCAACCACUAUAACCAGAGUGUAGGCGAAGAUGAGGGGUAGGGAAAUGAAAAUGAGCGAUAAAGAGGUGUUUUUUUGUUUGUUUAUUUGUUUGUAUGUUUGUUUUAAGCUGCAGUGUCCAGUGGUCUUGAUGGUUCACCAGUUCACUAGUUACUGACUACACCAGUUACAAGUCCAAAGGCGCGUAAUGCCUUAAGGUACAUGGGAGUAGGGGGAUGUUUGCGUGAGUUACGCUGAGUUAAAAAGGUCUUGCUUAAAACCAGUGCAGCACCUCUCUCUACAGAGGCAUCAUAAAGCCACACAUGGCUUUCUGCAGUUGCUUCCCUUAAAAGCACAGCUCUAAUUUCGAAAUCUGUAAAGAAAAUGUUGAACAUACACAGUAACUGACAAUGCUGAGCAUUGAGAUAUAUUACCAAGUAUAACAUUAUGUGAACAGCCAGGUGUUUAAUGCUUCUCUUUUUAAAUUAAUAAAUGGAAUGUUGCAGCAGAACAUCCUUUCUUUUCAGAUGGAUAAUGUUAUUUUAGAUUUGUAUGCCUGUUUUUGGUUUUGGAAAUAAAACUUUUACUAAUU
Sardina pilchardus (European sardine) is the source of this 5407-nucleotide messenger RNA. It is a transcript of the gene npc1, whose product is annotated as Niemann-Pick disease, type C1. The transcript has 25 exons. Gene Ontology annotation, biological process: cholesterol homeostasis; intestinal cholesterol absorption. Lineage: Eukaryota; Metazoa; Chordata; Actinopteri; Clupeiformes; Clupeidae. Bases 89 to 3922 code for a protein of 1277 amino acids. Gene Ontology annotation, molecular function: cholesterol binding; lipid carrier activity. Gene Ontology annotation, cellular component: plasma membrane. The record is from RefSeq and is a predicted model, not a curated record.